ACCUACCUCCACUCAUCCACACAACAAAAUCGGUUGGCCUGCCAGGAAAUAAAAUUUGUUGAACGAAUAUCCCGAGAUUUGCCGAAACUUUACUACCAAGAUAUGGAUUUUCCCACCAACCCUCACCACCAUUCAACCCCCCACUUGGGCGUAUCCUUACCUGAGAUUCUCCGUAAGGUCAUGACCUUCCUUCCGACCCCCGAUCUGCUCACCUCCACCAAGGUCAACACCGCAUGGUUUGAAAAGUAUUUGCAUACAACCCGCGUCCGAUCCAACUAUCACGAACGAGUCGUAGUGUACUGGAGUAGCAAAUUGACCCGCCUCUUCCCACAACUUGAAGACUUAGCUGUCCAAGCGAAGGGAAAAGUGAGACAUCUAGAUCUAUGCUUUUCCCUAAAUUUGGGACCUGAUUUGUAUCACAUUUUCAAAAUUAUCACAACAUUUGGCAAGUCUUUGAAAUCCUUGACAUUAGUCUUGAGUGACAAUGUAAACAAAAUAUCAAACAAAGAUGGCAACUUACCCGAAUUCCUUGCCUUGCUCUCCCGGGAAAAUUUAAUUCUACCUUCCAUCACCAAGCUUGAGGUCGAUACAUACAAUGUUGAAGAUUAUGAGAAAUUUGUUUCCAUUAUUACCGCAAUUUCACCCAUAUUCCCGAACGUGACUAACAUCCACUUCACCAUGAUUGGGUGGAAACAACUAGAAUUCUUGUUUGUCACGAAACCCCGCCAAUUUCCCGCCUUGACCUCGUUUUCCUUUCAGAAUGAGCCCGACGUGGACGAAAUCCCGCUAAUUCCCCCGCCUGAAAUGUUUUUCGUAAAUAUCGUCAAGCUCGAAUUCUCCGUCGAAGGAUACCCCCCGCUCUGUCGGGUAGGUCCAAAGCUCCUCCAAAUUUUAGCUCCCGUCCUGCAACACGUUCAUAUCACGGAGAUAAGUAGCCCUCAAAUUGUCCAGGUUCCAAUAAUGCCAAAACUCCGGGUUUUCAAGAGAAGUCGCCCCCCUGAUAAGUGUAGCGGGAGCAGAAUCGCAUUACAAUUCAAAACUGAAGAUUCCUUAACAGGAGUAAAACUCAACUACAAGAAACAAUUUCCCGUCUUGGCAAAAAUUUCGAUUAAGUGUGUAACCCAAGGUUAUAAACGAGAAGACGACGAGGAGGACUUUUUCGAGGGGACGGUCCGGUUUUUGUAUGAUACUUUCAUCCCGGGAAAUAUUUCGGUGUGCGAAACGUUAUGCGAAUUGGAUGUCCCACUUCCGCCAGGGGAUGAAUUUAAGUUCCGGGGUAUGAAAUCUGGGAGGGAUCGAUGUUCCGGCGAUAUUCGGAAUCCCGUCUGUAAUUGUUACGAGUGGGUAUGCUCGACUACAUUUUUGGACCAUUUGGCAGCCACGUUUCCAAAUUUGCAAUAUGCAUUUUUAGCCGAGAGUAAGAAGAAGGUUAGGUGUGACUUGGUGAAGAAGUGGGUUCAGAUGGGGGUGGAUUUGGGCUUGUUAGACAAAUCGUAUAGAGUUAGUGAGGAUAAAGAGAGAUAAACGGUGUAAAAAUAAUGGUAAAAUAUCCCGAGAUGAAGAGGGUAAAAAUUUCAAGCAGUUCGAACGAAAUUCUUAAAAUUACGUGGGGAGAUUUCAGUGAAAAUUCUUUGAGUGACAUACAUACAUACAAAUAAAUAAAUAAAAAUUGCUACUUGUGUACCAAGAUGUAAUACAUGUCUGCCCACACCUUGGUUCAAUUUUGUUUAAGUUGCAUUAGCUUAGCGUUACUUAGACAAAGCACACUCUGAACAAUAAUAUUACCCUUUUGAAAAGUAA
This is a messenger RNA of Folsomia candida, 1800 nucleotides long. RefSeq lists its product as uncharacterized. The record is from RefSeq and is a predicted model, not a curated record. Bases 103 to 1524 code for a protein of 473 amino acids. The transcript is spliced from 4 exons. NCBI's taxonomy places the organism in Eukaryota, Metazoa, Arthropoda, Collembola, Entomobryomorpha, Isotomidae.